AUGCUCGAUGGGUCGAGCCCCCAGGCUGGAAAGAUUUGGAAAAAGGCCCACCUAACCUUCCUAUUUGAUGGCAAACGCAUGACGGAAACCUUCCUGAUUUGCAAUACCGGAUCACACGCUGCCAUCUUAGGAAUUAAAUGGUUAGAGAACCACAACCCCGAAAUCGAUUGGAACACGCGCACCCUCUCAUUCCCUCACACGCCCCCGGAACACGUAGCCAUUGCCAAAGAGGAAGAAGCGGACAAGAAUCCUCUUGAAGGAGUACCCCCCGAGUACCAUCAAUAUGCCAAGGUAUUUGGGGAAGAAGAAUUCAAUAAGCUUCCUCCCCACCGGCACUAUGACAUUGGGAUUGAACUUACCAAAGAAGGCCCCCUCAAUUCGCCCCUUUAUAGUAUGACAGACGCCGAGUCCGCCACACUCAAGGACUGGCUCAGGGACGAGUUGAAAGCCGGGAAAAUCCGCCCAAGCAAAUCUUCUAUCAGUUCCCCUGUGAUGUUUGUUCCCAAGAAGGAUGGUUCCCGUCGCUUGGUUGUCGACUAUCGUCGCCUUAACAACAGGACAAAGAAAAAUGUGUACCCGUUACCCCGUCCAGAUGACCUCAUGGCCCAGCUCCGUGGUGCCAAGGUCUUCACUAAGCUAGAUCUAAGAUGGGGUUACAACAAUGUCCGUGUCAAGGAGGGUGACGAAUGGAAAACUGCCUUCCGCACCAAGUAUGGAUUGUAUGAAUCCCUAGUCAUGACGUUUGGUCUAACCAAUGCCCCCGCCGCCUUUCAACAUUUCAUGAACGAACUGUUCAAAGACUUGCUUGAUGUAUGCGUCAUCAUUUACCUUGAUGACAUCCUAAUCUACUCCAAGGAUGACGCGUCACACACUCAGCACGUUCAUGAGGUCCUACGCCGGUUAAUGGAAAACCAGUUGUUCUGCAAGGCUUCCAAACGUACCUUCCACGUUACCUCGGUGGAGUACCUAGGGAUCAUUGUAUUGGAUAAGGGAUUUAGCCUGGAUAAGCUCAAAAUCCAGGCAGUCCAGGAAUGGCCAACGCCAACCAAAGUCAAGGAAGUCCAAUCUUUCCUAGGGUUUGCUAAUUUCUUGCGCCGAUUUGUUGCCAACUUUAGUCACACGGCUAGACCCUUACAUAACCUGGUCAAAAAGGAUACGCCUUGGAAAUGGGAUACAAAGGAACAGGAAGCAUUCCAAGGACUAAAAGAUGCCAUCACCAACGCCCCCGUGUUAUGCCACGCAGACCCUACCAAGCCUUACUUCCUCGAAACAGACGCGUCUGGUGCUGCCCUGGGUUCUAUACUUAGCCAACGCCAAGAAGAUGGGCGCCUCCAUCCGCUCGGUUUCCUAUCCGAAUCCUUCAAGGGAGCUGAGCAGAACUAUGACACACACAAUAAGGAGCUCCUGGCAAUUAUCCGUUCCUUUGAGUAUUGGCGUAUAUUCCUGGAAGGCACUGCACACCCCAUUACUGUCUUUACGGAUCACCGCAACUUGGAAUACUGGAAAGAGUCCCGGACAUUCAACCGGCGUCACGCACGUUGGCAUUUACUUCUUGCCGGGUACAAUUUCCAAAUAGUCUAUUGUCCAGGGAAACAAUCCGGGAAGCCGGACGCCCUUUCACGCCGCUCAGACCAUGCCGAUAUACCUCCUGCCAACCAGACCAUGCUCCCCAACCCUGUCUUUGCCAACGUAGCGCUAGUCACACCUGAGAAGGAACUCCAGCGCCAAAUUGAGGCCAGCCUAGACCAAGACGAAUCCCUGGAAGAAAUAUUGCAAUUCCUCCAGAACAAGUCCAGGGCACCCCCAUCCAUCAAACGAGCAUUCAAGGAUUACGAGAUGGAGGCCGGGCUACUCUUUUACCAAGGACGAAUCGUGGUCCCUGAUGUCGGAACCCUGAGAACAGACCUACUACGCAUAUUCCACGAUAGCCCACUAGCUGGCCACCCAGGCAGACAACGGACAUUAGAAUUAGUGUCCAGGAACUAUUACUGGCCCGGUAUCCGUGCUGACACCUAUUGGCAUGUUGAUUCAUGUGAAACCUGCCAACGGAUCCGGAAACCCAAGUACGCCUCCAUCCCGCCGCAGCCGCUUGAACUCCCCGUUAGGCCCUGGCAACACGUGUCUUACGACAUGAUAGUAGACCUGCCCAAGGACGGGACCAAUGACUCUAUCUUGGUCAUAGUCGACAGCUUCACAAAGUAUGGGAUUUUUGUCAAAUGUUCCAAGAAGCUGAAGGCACCCGAACUAGCGGACUUAUUCUUGGAACACGUAUGGAAACGGCACGGUAUGCCGGAAAAGACAGUCUCAGAUAGGGGAAGGGUAUUCAAUAACAAGUUCCUUAAGGCACUGUACAAACGCCUAGGCAUUGACCCGCACUUCUUGUCGGCUUAUCAUCCACAAAGCGACGGUCAAACCGAGCGGGUCAACCCCUCCAUCGAACAUUUCCUAAGGGCCUACUCGGGAGUUAACCAAAGGGACUGGACCAAAUGGCUCCCUAUGGCGGAAUUUGCAUACAAUAAUGCCGUACACAGCAGCACAGGCAAAACCCCCUUCAAGGCCCUUUAUGGUUGGGAACCUACCUUAACCCCAUCAAACGUGCCAACCGAUGUCCCUGAAGCAGACGAUCUUGCCCAAACUAUGGAAGCUCAGUGGAAAGAAGUGGAAUCAGCACUCCGGCAAUCCAAACAACGUAUGACAGCCGGAGAGGAGGGAAGCCCAGCGGAAUUUGAAAUUGGAGAAGAAGCUUGGCUAGACGCCAAGAAUGUCAACCUCAAAACACUGAGUCCCAAACUAACGGAGCAACGCUUGGGACCCUUCAAAGUAAUUGAGAAAAUCUCCGACCGAGCUUACCGCCUGGAACUUCCCCCAACUAUGCGAAUCCACAACGUCUUCUAUGUAGGACUUCUGUCUAAAGUCAAAAGGGACAGUAAACGUACCUUUGAAAAUUGUCCCCCACCUGUCACCGUGGACGGAGAAGAAGAAUACGAGGUAGAAGGGAUCACCGAUGCUGAAGAAAGGAAUGGAAAAUGGUUCUUCCGAGUCAAAUGGAAGGGAUACGGGUCCGAGGAAAACACAUGGGAGCCCCGAGAAAACUUAAAAAAUGCCGAAAAAAUUUUAGAAAAAUACGAAAAAGAGAUGAAAAAGAAGGCCCUCGGCGCUGCCAAGGCCCUUAGAGGGGGGGCAGUGUCGUAG
Messenger RNA from Rhizoctonia solani, 3192 nucleotides. RefSeq names its product Retrotransposable element Tf2 protein. The transcript has a single exon. Gene Ontology annotation, biological process: DNA integration. The record is from RefSeq and is a predicted model, not a curated record. Bases 1 to 3192 code for a protein of 1063 amino acids. NCBI's taxonomy places the organism in Eukaryota, Fungi, Basidiomycota, Agaricomycetes, Cantharellales, Ceratobasidiaceae. Gene Ontology annotation, molecular function: nucleic acid binding.